GAGCCAGCACCUCCCAUUCUGCUCCUUGGUCUCCAGGCACAGAGCCAGCCUCAGCCCUAACCUACCAGUCAGGAUGUGGGAGCCAACGUCCAAAAGUCAGCUCUGGAGGAAGAGCAGCGACAUCCCUUCCCAGUGUCUUAUCCAUAGACUUGACCACGUCGUGAUGACUGUAAAGAACAUCGAUGACACGAUUAUGUUCUAUUCCAAGAUCCUAGGCAUGCGGGUCACUACUUUCAAGGGAGACCGGAAAGCGUUGUGUUUUGGGGACCAAAAAUUUAAUCUACAUGAGGUGGGCAAGGAAUUUGAUCCCAAAGCAGCUCACCCGGUUCCAGGCUCGCUGGACAUUUGUCUGAUCACAGAAGCUCCACUGGAGGAGGUGGCCAAGCGCCUCAAGGCUUUUGAUGUCCCCAUUGAGGAGGGACCAGUCUCCAGAACAGGAGCAAAGGGGCCUAUUAUGUCCAUCUACUUCCGAGAUCCUGACAGAAACCUCAUUGAGGUGUCCAACUACAUCACCUCAUGAUUGACGCUGGCCCUCUUCCAUUUUGCUCCACAAAAUGCCAUCUGAUCUGUCAUUUCCUGCAAAUCCCAAAGACCUCCAAGAACUGGGAACUCUGACACAGGGGACCUAUGACAGGCUUAAGUACAAACUUUUAUGUCUACAUAGCCUCCAUUCAAGCUGCUCCAGUAAAUGACUCAUCUCUCC
Messenger RNA from Acomys russatus (golden spiny mouse), 703 nucleotides. RefSeq names its product glyoxalase domain containing 5 (gene Glod5). The transcript has 4 exons. NCBI's taxonomy places the organism in Eukaryota, Metazoa, Chordata, Mammalia, Rodentia, Muridae. The record is from RefSeq and is a predicted model, not a curated record. Bases 74 to 520 code for a protein of 148 amino acids.